GAUGCCGGUGAUCAGUGGUCCAGACCCCUCGCUCUGCCUUCUCCUCCUGCUUCUGGCCCCCCACAUCCCUGAGGCGGGGUGUCCUCCUCGACACAGGUUUGAGUACAAGCUCAGCUUCAAAGGCCCAAAGCUGGCAUCGCCGGUGGCUGGAAUACCCUUCUGGAGCCAUCACGGAGACGCCAUCCUGGGCCUGGAGGAAGUGCGCCUGGCGCCAUCCCUGAGGAACCGGAGUGGUGCUGUGUGGAGUAAGGCGCCAGUUCUCUUCUCUGCCUGGGAGGUGGUGGUGCAGAUGCGGGUGACCGGGCCAGGGCACCGGGGAGCCCAGGGCAUGGCUGUGUGGUACACCCAGGACAGGGGCCGAGUGGGCCCUGCCCUGGGGGGGCCGGCCUCGUGGGACGGCAUUGGGAUCUUCUUGGACUCCUCAGCCAAGGACACCCAGGACAGCCCUGCCAUCCGCGUGUUGGCCAGUGAUGGGCACAUCCCCAACGUGCAGCUUGGGGACGGAGCCAGCCAGGUGCUGGGUUUCUGUCGUCGGGACUUCCGGAAUCGGCCAUACCCCUUCAGAGUGCGGAUCACCUACUGGGGGCAGAGACUUCGUGUGUCUCUGAACAGUGGCCUCACUCCCGGCGAUCCAGAUGAGGUCUGCGUGGAUGUGGGACCACUGCCUUUGACCCCUGGAGGUUUCUUUGGUGUCUCAGCAGCCACUGGCACCCUGGCAGAUGACCAUGAUGUCCUGUCCUUCCUGACCUUCAGUCUGAGUGAGCCAGGCUCUGAGGCGCCCCUGCAGCCCUUCUUGGAGACAGAGCAGCUCCGCCUGGCAAGGCUGCUGGAAGGGCUGCGGGCAAGGCUGGCCCUGGGGACCAGAGAGGACGUGACUCCAGCGUCCAACUUGGAAGUUCAAGGAAAUGGAGAAAGGCUCUUUGACCUGGAGGAGAUGCUGGGAAGACACAGCCGGACCUUGCAGGCUCUCCAGGGUCUCUCCAAGCAGCUGGCUCAGGCUCAGGGGCAAUGGCAGAAGCAGCUGGGGUUCCCAGGCUGGGCCGGGCCCGAGGGAGGCUGGGCCCUGGACCCCUCCUGCCAGGUUCUAUCAGCCCCAGAGAAGGGCAGCCACCUAUCCAGGUCACUCUGCAAGGACUCUGCCAAGGUCAGUGCCCUGCUCCACGGACAGCGGACUCUGCUCCAGGCCGUGCGGGACAUGAGGGAUGAAGCUGCCCGCAUGGCCUCAGAAGCUCAGGUCUCCUACCUGCCUGUGGGCACUGAGCAUCAUUUCUUAGAGCUGGACCAGAUCCUAAGCCUCUUGCAGAAGGACCUUCGGGGCCUGGCGAAAGCAGCAGCCAAGGACCGCCGCCCACCUGCCCGGUUCCCAGGGGCCCCAUCAUGCCUGCAGCCCGGCAUCUUCCUGUUCUUCCUCCUCAUUCAGACAGUCGGCUUCCUCUGCUACAUGUACUACAGGCAGGAGCUGGACAAGAGCCUUUGGGAGUGUCUGUCCAGGGGCAGCCUUCCUCUGGGUCCUGUGCCUCACAUCUCGAAGGCCCUGGGGGCUCUGAGGAGACAGCCCCAUGCUUCCAGCAUGCAUGCCUGA
Molecule: messenger RNA, 1582 nt
Organism: Carlito syrichta (Philippine tarsier)
Lineage: Eukaryota; Metazoa; Chordata; Mammalia; Primates; Tarsiidae
Gene: LMAN1L
Product: lectin, mannose binding 1 like
Exons: 14
Coding region: 2-1582 (526 amino acids)
Biological process (GO): endoplasmic reticulum to Golgi vesicle-mediated transport; endoplasmic reticulum organization; Golgi organization
Cellular component (GO): endoplasmic reticulum membrane; COPII-coated ER to Golgi transport vesicle; Golgi membrane
Molecular function (GO): D-mannose binding
Source: RefSeq, a predicted model, not a curated record